Acanthaster planci (crown-of-thorns starfish) is the source of this 1709-nucleotide messenger RNA. RefSeq lists its product as uncharacterized. Lineage: Eukaryota; Metazoa; Echinodermata; Asteroidea; Valvatida; Acanthasteridae. The record is from RefSeq and is a predicted model, not a curated record.
ACCACCGCCAGUCAGGUAUAUCGUUAGUUAUACAUGUACUUCAUGUACCACUACAGUCAGUGUGUAAUGUUUAUUCAUUCAAUCCAUGUUCAAUUUCAACAUUUGACGUACGUAGAAAUGAAAAAGGGCCACAAGCUAGGUCUACAGGGUAGUUGAUCGUAAAAUAAGGGGGAGUGUGUACUUUAGGACCCCUCUACUCACCACUGUUAUAUUCUUUCAAAGCAGUGAUCAGCCGGUGUGGUAAGCAGGUAAGGCAUGGUGGGAUGGGGUUCAUCUAGCCCUACACAUAGGGCUGUAGUACGAGGCUCUCUUUUACUAUCUCUUAUAUCUGUCGCCACAUAGAAGAGAUAGAUUGUAAAAGAGAGCCACUACAGCCCUAGUGCCGAGGCUAGGAUUCAUCAUCCACCAUUGUCUGGCCCACAUAAUGCCUAACGUUCGGCCCCAGCCUACACAUGGGAGAGCGUGGUGGAGGACGACGGCUCUGAGGUCCAGCGUGUAUAUACAUGUAUUUCCAAAACCAACAAUGUCAAGAGCCCAUAAGAAGAACCAGAAACGAGCUACCAAGAAACAGGAAGGCAAAGGAUUUGUGGUUGAGGAAUCCAUUGGUGGUGCUGCUGCUCCAACAGUGACAAAACAAGACCCUGUCAAAGAGCUCAGAGAUCAGCUGGCCCAGGCAAAGGCAGAGAAGAAUCAUGACUUAGCCAACAAGCUCAGGCAACAGCUCUGGAUAACUCAAGACCUGGCAGCUGGUUACAAGCCAAAUAUAUCUGCAGAGGAUGAAGGCAGCCGAGAGGCCCUGACUCAGGUACAAGAGAGAUUGACAACUCCCGCAUCAUCACUGUCAUCAUCCACUGCCUCUGUCAGGCUAGAUGGAGCGUCAGCCAUCUCCACUCUCGGCUCCGAGGAGAGGAAACUCAAGACACUGCGUAAGAAGCUGGACCAGAUUCAGAGUCUCAAGAAGAAACUGGAGCAAGGAGAGACACUAGAGGCUAACCAGCUUACCAAACUCAAGACUGAAGAAUCAGUACUAGAAGAAAUUGAGCAUCUGGAGAAUCUACUUAGCAUUCCAGUCAAGAGGUAGCAGGACAGGUCAUCACCAUGGCAAUGGAAAACAUUUCUAAUCUACGGGAUUUGGGCUGAUGUUGGAAUUAGAGACUUGUGAACAGUGGUGCCACAUUAGGUAUCCAGGAUUUCUGUCGGGACAUGAAGGAAAAGCUUUUUUGAGCAACAUGUAAGAAUCCUUGGCUUUCCAUAAAUUUCUCAUGAACAAAAAUCUCACAGUUCCCCUUACAGAACGUGGUUAAAGAAAGGAACAUAUCAUAUAGUAGCGUGUGCACUAGGAAAAUCAUUUGUAUACGAAACACACACCUGUAGGUGAUAUCAACCAUUAAUGCUAAUUAUAAGUGGUUUUAUCUACUUGAAUUCUUCUGUAGAGAAUAUUUCCUGAAAAGGUUUGCUCGAACAUUGUGUUUCAGUUGAAGAAAUUAUAAACCAUAUGUAAUGUGGCACAAACAUUUGUGGUACCUUAUUGCAAAGAUAGCUUUGCAUGGGAGUUUAGGGGAUGGAAUACAGACGUUAACGUCAAUCUCAUGAUCUUCUUAACAAGACAUUGCCUACAUUCAAAUCAACCUACAUUGAACAUGUAUGCUAUUUUCAUUUUGUGUACAUAGAGCCCAUUCUGUUUAUUAAAUGAUGGGUUUUUUACAGUA